Solanum dulcamara is the source of this 1452-nucleotide messenger RNA. RefSeq names its product protein-S-isoprenylcysteine O-methyltransferase A-like. Gene Ontology annotation, molecular function: protein C-terminal S-isoprenylcysteine carboxyl O-methyltransferase activity. The record is from RefSeq and is a predicted model, not a curated record. The transcript has 2 exons. NCBI's taxonomy places the organism in Eukaryota, Viridiplantae, Streptophyta, Magnoliopsida, Solanales, Solanaceae. Bases 232 to 825 code for a protein of 197 amino acids. Gene Ontology annotation, cellular component: endoplasmic reticulum; membrane. Gene Ontology annotation, biological process: C-terminal protein methylation.
UUUCAUCAGAUCUGGUUGUCUCUUUUAUGUACGUAUCUCCUUCAUCUUUUGUCUGCUCAGUGCUUUUGGUUCUUCGUUUAAUCUUUCCUCUUCCAGGAAUUUGUGUGCAUCUUCGGUUUGGAGUUGAAAUUUGAAACAUAGCGUAUCAUGAUAUCCAGCCUUUGAUGACUCAGACUGAGAUCUCAUUUUAGUAAUUUUAACGAGAGAUUUUGUUUGACUUAUUCGCGAGAAAUGGCAGAGCUUUUUGGAUAUACAGCAUGCAGACAACUAUCACAAAUGUUAGUUUCAAUAAUAUUCUUCCAUGUUUCCGAGUACAUUCUGGCACUUGUCAUUCAUGGGAAGUCAAACGUAUCUUUUAAGUCGCUUUUGAUAAGCAAACAUUAUCUACUGGCGAUGAUUUGCUCCUUGAUAGAGUACCUUAUUGAAAUCUAUUUCUUUCCCGGCUUAAAGGAAUAUUGGUGGAUAAGUAAUUUGGGCCUUGCAAUGGUUGUUCUUGGAGAAAUCAUAAGGAAGUUGGCAAUUGUGACAGCAGGCCAAGCCUUCACUCAUCUAAUAAAGGUUUAUCAUGAGGAAAAUCAUCAGUUGGUUACAAGCGGGAUCUAUAGAUUUGUCCGGCAUCCUGGUUAUUGUGGUUUCUUCAUCUGGUCUAUUGGUACUCAAAUAAUGCUCUGUAAUCCAAUAUCAAUCGUUGCAUUUACAGUUGUUGUGUGGAAAUUCUUCUCGGGAAGGAUACCUUACGAGGAAUUUUUCCUCAAGCAGUUCUUUGGUUCUGACUAUGAGGAUUAUAUGAGAAAAGUUCCUUCUGGUAUUCCAUUUGUGAGGUGAUUAUUCAACAAAUUCUCUUGAGGGCUCUAUAUACGCGCCCAACAUCCAUGUUCAUUAUGCUAUCUUCAUCUGAUUACCGGUGCUGAGAUAAUGUCAUUUAGGAAUUUUAUUUUCUUACACAUACGGUUCUCAUAACGUGAAGUUUUCCAGAAAAAAGUUCCUCUUAGAUAUCACUUCUAAGGUGAUGCUUCUAUUAACCCUUGUAGAGCGCGUUUAUCUUAUUUGUACAUCAUGUCAUUGUUAAGACUAGGUGUUCCAAACCUUGUCCGAAGAUCGACCAGGUUCUUUGCUAGUUCUUAUGGGCUGAUGGGGGGCAGUGUUUUAAUCACUCUUUUAAGGAGAAGAAAGACCUUGUAAUAUUUUCUGUAUUUGUCAAAUUCACUUCAUCUCAAUUAUGGUUUAGUUCUUUCUGUUGCCUUCUGUUGAAGGCUUGAAGCACAGGCUUUGGCCAUUUUGUUGAACAGUAUUAGCUAGACAAGGUGAUAUAACAACUUCUAAGCAUUAAAAAUGCACCACAUUUAUGUACAGUCAGAUUUUUUUAUAACGGUCAUCGUCUUUUGUAACAAUAUUUUACUAUAAUAUCCAAGUUUUCGUUGGAUCCAAUUUUUCAUGUUGUGUAAUAUCAUA